UGUAGCACGCCAUCAUCCCUCAUUGGGCGGCAUCUGAAUGCUCUAGUCCUGAUGGGCACUAGAGCAAGCGAGAUACAACCCAUACCCAAAUCACAGUGUGGGCAACGGGUGAGCUGAGACUUGAGUGUAGCUUACCCCGUCCACCAUUUAAUAAAAAAAUAUAUCGGGUAUUUGUACUUUUCCAUCCAAUGGAUGCAGCAGUGAUGAACCCCCAGAUAAUGACGGAUGUCAACGGCAACAGCAAUAGCAAUGCCGCGAACGCCGAACUGGAGGUGAAAAAGCUCCAAGAGCUGGUUCGGAAAUUGGAGCGUCAAAAUGAGCAAUUGAGGACGCGGGCGAACGGCUGCACUGGCAGCCCCCACAUUCUACCUCCCUCUCCGGCCUACAUGGCCGGGAGCUACUGCAUACCUAGUCCGUUACCGACGCUACUGUGCCAGUCUUCCUUGGAGUCAUUUUUCCCGUUGGACGAACCGUUCGAAUAUUUACAUUCACAUUAUGUUGAUACUGCUCUCGACACGGAGGCUGAUUAUAUGGAACGUACGGUUCUGGAUGAGGUGGACAUUCUGGACCUAGAUGCUGUAUUCUCUCAUGAAGAUUCUGAAGCUACCUGGCUGUAUGUGUCAGCCAAGGCCCGGCUGUGGGGGGAGAGCCCUGUUACCCCCCUCCAGUGGAGCAGACAGGUCCUGGACAGCCCCAGAACAGAGGUGGAGUCGGCCCGCUCACUGUGCCUCAGGUUGGACCAAGUCCAUAGGUGGCGGGGGGUCUUCUCCAGCCACUCUUCCCCUGCCCUCCCCCUGAGACGUGUAGCUGGAGUGUCCCCCCUUAGUGCCUCGUUCUCCAGGUCCUGCCCCACCCCUCCGCCCGCUGACAGACCUGCCUCAUUCUCCUCACCACUCCAUCCUCUCCUCCACCUGUCCCUGACUCCUGUAGGGACGGCUGAGAGAAUUCCCACAUUCCUCCCAGCCAAUCACUCAGCCAAUCGCAGCCGCAGCCUCCGGCGGUUCCUCCUCAGCCCCCAGUCUUCCAUGGACAGUGAGCUCAGUGCCUCCGAGCUGGAGGAUGACGCCAUCACGCAGGGAUACAAGCUGCAGGACCUUGUUGACGUCCAGGUCAUGGCUCGUCUGCAGGAGGACAGUGAGCUCAGUGCCUCCGAGCUGGAGGAUGACUCCAUCACGCAGGGAUACAAGCUGCAGGACCUUGUUGACGUCCAGGUCAUGGCUCGUCUGCAGGAGGACAGUCUUCGUCAGGACUACGCCACCACCUCCAUCAACCGCCGCAGCGCCAGCUUCUCCUUCCUCUCCCUUCAGCACAGCGGCGAGGCCGACCUGGAGGAGGAAGAGGAUGAGGAAGAGUACGGGCAGCUACCUCCUCCCCAGCCCCGUCUGACCCGUGUGGGACCCACCCUGCAGCGCGGCCUCUCCCACUCCCACACCUUCUCCAGCAUACGGGACUGGAGGAGGAGCACAACCAGCCCCUCCACCCCUCAGUACCCCUCCGGAGGAUUCUCCUAUCAGCCCCCACCCCUGGCCCUGGCCAGCCCCACACUCAGCACCUACACACCCGAACAACAGGGCUUCAGGCCUGGAUCAGAUAAGCUGCGGAGGAGCAUGCCCAACCUGUUCAGGGCUCCCAGUGUGCCUAGCCCACUGAGCCCAGCCAAUCACAUCGUCUCUCCUUCCACCCUUCGGAACAGCCUGAGCUUCGACUCAUCCAAUGGGCUGGCCAGCAGGCUACAGUCCUCCAUCCCUUCACCCGGUCAGUUGCAGAACAGAGUCCAGAGUGUGGGGAACUUCCAGUCGUUGUCACGGCAACCCCUCAAAGCCACAGCCUACGUCAGCCCCACUGUGAAAGGGCCAGUUACCAUGCCGACCUCCACCAGUCUGCAGUCCCUGAGUGGGAUCCCCCUCCCCAGUAAACCAGCUGUGGGGGUUGGGGGGACUCCUACACCCCCCCGGAGCAGCCUGCCCCGCCCGGCCUCCUUUAUUGGGACCAGCUCCACCCCUCGAAGCAAGAUCGCCCAACCCACACGCAGUUUAUUGACGCCUCCUAAGAGCUUGUCCACCCUGAGUGCCCUACGAGACAGGAGCUGGAGAGAUGGCUGCUACUGAGAGAGGGAUGAAUGGGGACAUGAAUGGAGAGAUGACAUUUUGGAGAAGAGCUGGCAAUGUAGAGAGACCCUGCUGGUUGGGGUCACUCACUGCCACACAAAGUGUUCUUGGGGAAUUGAGAAGGCAGGUCAACCAAACUAUAGGGAAUAACAACCUUGUGUAGAACACCCUCAUGAUUGGGUAUGUGAGGUGUGGUCAGCACUCAGUCAAACAUGCAUUCUCCACCUGUCCAAUUUGGUCUGUGCCAAGGGGAAUCCCCCUGUUGAUAUGUUUAUGCACUAACAAGUUUUAACCACGUUAUGGUUACAUUAACAUACUAAAGAAAGAGCUGCCACUUUAUGCUAAUUAAGCCACAAUUUGUUUUUUUACUUUGGAAUUCUGAUUAAUAAAAGGUGUAUUUUCUCUUAAUGGAGAGCACCAAAUAUGCUGCUAAAAAAAGUCUAAAUCACUCCCUAUUGUCUGGGUGUAUUUGGUCUAAUUUUUACAUGGCAAUGUAUAUUUAAAAUAAAUCUUAUUAUUUAUUAUCUUAUGAUUAGUGUAGAGACUAAAGUUAACUUUCAGUGUGCAUUGUUGGGAUGCUGAUCGUAUUGAUGCAAUAUUCUUCAUUACUUUUUUUUAAAUGUGAAGCAUAUUAACCAAAUUACAGCUAAUGUCUGAAUCUGUUUACAAAAUGUCUCACCAAGACAGGGAAAUGACUUUAAGUUGUGUUUUGGACACUUUUUAAACUAUCAAGAUUCACUGGCAUAUCUAUGAAAUAUUUGUAAUUGUUGCACUGAUUGUACAAGUGUGAAUUGAAAUGUAAUUGUUUUUGUUCAUUUUAUUUGUGAUAUUGCACUUUUAUGGUUAAUUAUAAUGUUGUUGAUGAAGAGCACAGGGUAGAUGUUUUGUCUUUUGGGAUGAAGGAUUACUUUUUAAAGAUCACUAAUGUAGCAUUCUCCGUCUGUUAAUCAUAUUUUCAGUAUUUAAAAAAAGCAGGUUAGUCUUCAUGGCACAUAUCACCAUCUCUUUCUCAAACAUUUAUUUUAUUUUUAUUUUUACUGUAUUUAAUUGAACGAGUGUAGUUGUUUUAACUCAAAUUAAAGAUGUUCAAAUGAUAA
Molecule: messenger RNA, 3205 nt
Organism: Oncorhynchus tshawytscha (Chinook salmon)
Lineage: Eukaryota; Metazoa; Chordata; Actinopteri; Salmoniformes; Salmonidae
Gene: slain1a
Product: SLAIN motif family, member 1a
Exons: 9
Coding region: 189-2108 (639 amino acids)
Biological process (GO): microtubule nucleation; cytoplasmic microtubule organization; positive regulation of microtubule polymerization
Cellular component (GO): microtubule plus-end
Source: RefSeq, a predicted model, not a curated record